UGCACUUGCAAAUUUUUAUGUGGUUUCUAAAGUAAAAUCUUGAGUGAAAAAAACUAAACAUGUCAAUGGCGACGAUAUCUCCACAACACCACGUUGUGAUCGGUUAGUGGCAGCUCGCAUAGCCCAGAGUUUGACUUGGCUAAGGCUGUUGUUUUCCGACCUUUCUUUGGUUGAAACCGGUUUAUGUUGUCAUUUUUGCUUUUUUUAUUGGAAGAGAAUCGAUGGAAAUCUCAAGAAAACGAACGUUGGAGGUCAGCAUCUUCGAAGAUGAAAACGAAUUUGCUGAAGUUCCUCUCUCUGUAAGAAGGCAAAUUGACGAUCUUCUCAGCCCACCUCCGGCGUCUCUCACGGCGUCGGAACCCCUUCCUUCCUUUAAUCACAGGCCCUCCCCUCCUCAUGGGGAAGAUAAAACCUAAGAAAGCAAAAAAGAAGUCUUCAGGAGUCUCUUCGCCGUCAGGAUCUGUUUCUCCGGUCUCCUCCUCCUCAAAUGAAAAGGGACAACAACUCCCCGAGCCGUCUGUCUCUAAAUCCCCGCUAAAGAUCGCCUCAGCCGUGGUUAAUGUCUCCGGCUCAGCCGAAAAUUCCCAUGUUUCGCUAGAUCUGGGUGUAAAACCUGCGUCUCCGACCACAGUGUCUCGGAUUAAAUCUAUUCAGUCUUGCGAUGCCUCAGCUACCGUCCUGGCGACCAGCUCAGUCAUUGCUCAGACGAAAGUUCCUAGCUUAAAUCUAGGUCUGAAUGCCUCAGCUACUGUUCACAAGGUUAGCUCAGCCAACACAGAACUAGUAACAGUUGACUCUUGCAAUGAAGUCGCCACCAAAGUCGGUGAGGCUUGCCAUGAACAUGUCCCCCAGCUUCCGGCUACCAAUAAAGCUGAUGCAGUGAUCUCUAAUUCCACGACACAGAGAACAGUGUCUCCGCCAUCAACACAGCCCGCCGAGAGCAACGAAUGGGUAGGCUUAUUCAAAAGCAAUACAAAGAGGUUAUCCAAGAAAGGGGAAGCUUUUAUCCUGCCUUCAGGUGAAGCCUGUGUGAAGAUACCAAACUCAAUUAUUGAGAAAAACAUGAAGUCGUGGGAGUCCUUCAUUAUUGGCCAAUUCUAUGCAGACCCUCCUCCACAAGCGCUAAUACACCCUAUUCUUAACGGUAUUUGGAGUCCUAAGUUCAAAGAUAUCGCUGUUUCAAAAUUGGAUGGCAAUGCUUUCCUUUUUCGCAUCCCAAACUCCCAGACUCGUCGCCGUGUUGUUAAUCAAAGGCUUUGGCAAGUUGAAGGACAAACCAUGUUUGUGGGAGAUUGGGAACCAGGUACGGUCCCAGUUAAACCUGAGUUAACCUCUGCUCCAAUUUGGCUGGAACUGAGAGAUGUACCAUUGCAAUUUUUCCACGAGGACGGCCUCGAACUUAUUGUAGGUCUGGUCGGAGAUCCCAAUUUCUUCACCCUGCCACAGCAAACAAAACAAAUCUGGAAGUAGCUAAAGUGUUUACCAUAAUAGAUCCUCGCAAGCCUCUCCCAGAAGCAGUAAAUGUUCAGUUUGACACUGGUGAUAUAGCUCGUGUCAGAGUAUCAAGCCCGUGGAUGCCUCCUAUAUGCUCCCAUUGUAGAUCAGCUCCGGUUACCUGUAAAAGUUGCAACUCCACAAGCCAUUCCUCUGUGUCUUGCCCAAGAUUAAAAGGAAACGGCAGCAGGAAACCACUAAAAGGCAAAGGUUUGGAUCAAGCAAAGGCUAUAUGCACCCCAUCUAGUGAGGUCCAAGAGAAGGUUACUCACCGGAAAACCCCCACUACUGACAAGGUCGACAAGGUACAGAAGGUAAAGAAGCACCCCUCCUCUACUUUGAAACCUACAGUUUUCUUAUCAAAGGACAAACACCUGUUACUAGGUGAAUCCAGCAAGUCAGCUGCUACUAAAACUUUGGCAAAUGCUGGUGAGACAGAAAAGGAUGGCCCGUCUGAAGCAGAGCCUGAUUCUUCUGAUACACUUUCUAGUGAGGACGAGGCAAAUGUCGACUAUAUCUCAGAAGAUGAACACGAGUUCGUGGAGGUAGUUUCUAAGAGAGAUCGAAGAAGCUACAGGGGCAUUGGUCCCAAAUCUCAUUAAUUUUUUUUCUAUGUCUAUGUCGAAUGACAUUUUUUGUUGGAAUGUCCGCGGAUUCAAUAAGCAAUCCCAUAGAAGUGGAUUUAAACGGUGGUAUGGGUUAAGUAAACCCCUUUUUGGUAGUA
Camelina sativa (false flax) is the source of this 2218-nucleotide messenger RNA. Lineage: Eukaryota; Viridiplantae; Streptophyta; Magnoliopsida; Brassicales; Brassicaceae. The record is from RefSeq and is a predicted model, not a curated record.